AUGUCCGUCCCUCCAGAGGUAUCAGUCUCUCUCUCUCUCCAGAGGUAUCAGUCUCUCUCUCUCUCUCUCUCUCUCCAGAGGUAUCAGUCUCUCUCUCUCUCUCUCUCUCUCCAGAGGUAUCAGUCUCUCUCCAGUAUCAGUGUAUCUUCAGACUUACCCAGCAUCGUUGUCCGUCCUCUUCAGUCCUUUGGAGAUGUGAGUCAGACUGUGUCUGAACUGAGAGAGAAACUAGAAGACUUCCUUAAAGGAGAAUGGACCAAGAUCUCCACUACAGUGAAUAUAGUGGAUGUUGUACUGCCUCCAGAGCCCAAGACCAGAGAACAGUUGUUACAAUAUUCCUGUCAGCUCACACUGGACCCAAACACAGCACACACACACCUCUCUCUGUCUGAAGGGAACAGAAAGGUGACCUGUACAGGCCAAGUCCAACCAUAUCCUGUCCAUCCAGACAGAUUCACCUACUACUGGCAGGUUCUGUGUAGAGAGGGUCUGUCUGGACGCUGUUACUGGGAGGUGGAGAGGACUGGUGGUGUUGAUACAGCAGUCUCAUAUAAAGACAUCAGCAGAACAGAGGAUGAUGGUAGAUUUGGAUACAAUAACAAGUCCUGGAGUUUAAAGUGCUCUAGUGAUGGUUAUUGUUUCAGACACAAUAAUGUUGAGACUAAAGUAUCAGGCCCUCAGUCCUCCAGAGUAGGAGUGUACCUGGAUCACAAGGCAGGUACUCUGUCCUUCUACAGUGUCUCUGACACAAUGACCCUCCUCCACAGAGUCCAGACCACAUUCACUCAGCCCCUCUAUCCUGGGUUUGGCUCUAUUAUUAUAAUGGUUCUGCUGAGCUGGUUAAACUGUAAACUGAUUUGUUAUUAAUUAAAAUUCAAUACAAUGUUUUAAUCUUGUACAUUUCCAUGAAUCAUGAUGUCUGGUGUUGAUGUAUAUUGGUUGUCAUUCAGAACCAUUGAUAUGUUUUCUCAGUUGGUUCUCUGUCUCUAUGUAAUUCUCCUCAGUAUCAUUGAUCAGCUUGUUGGCUCGGUCCUAAUUGAUGUGUUCUCUGUCACCUGGAGCUGCAUGGAAAAUGGUCCAGGAACUAAAGGACAAUUCAGGACUAGUCAGCCCACUACAAGCUGGUAUCACUUCCUUUCUACUAAACUAUAUGGUCUGGUUUCCCAGACACAGAUGAAUCCUAGUCCUGGACUAAACAGUAUGUUCAAUGUAGAUGUCCAGGAAACCGGCCCUAAAUGUGUCAUCUUUCAUCCUCCCAUACUGCUCAGUCCAGCAACAUUAAACCUGUCCAGCAGGUGGUGCUGUUGACCAAACAAUAGAACCAGCAGAUAUCUUGACUUGCCACUCAGUAUAUCAGUAAUGUUCAGAAUAGUACUUUAAUAUCAUUGGAGAUUGAUGGUCUUUUUAAUCCACUAUCCAGAGUCAGGAACAGAUGAAGUUAGGUCUGCUACUGUUCAGUGAUUAAAUAUGAUUUAUGGUGAUGGGAAAUAAUAAAAAACACUCA
Oncorhynchus masou masou (cherry salmon) is the source of this 1504-nucleotide messenger RNA. Its product is annotated as stonustoxin subunit alpha-like. Gene Ontology annotation, molecular function: protein binding. The record is from RefSeq and is a predicted model, not a curated record. NCBI's taxonomy places the organism in Eukaryota, Metazoa, Chordata, Actinopteri, Salmoniformes, Salmonidae. Bases 1 to 867 code for a protein of 288 amino acids. The transcript has 4 exons.